CCAAAAUUUUCUUUUUUCUAAUAUAGGAUCGAAAUUUAUAAAACCAAGGAAUGAAUUAUUAGUAGUGAUUAAACACAGUACGUAGCAAAGGAGAGUAGUGAUAUCAAAUCAAAAUUUUAAUUAAAACAUGGAGAAGAAGCAUCUUUCUUCCAUUGCCAACGAUGUCCUUCAUACUUGUGCUCUGAGGUUGAGCACCUCAGUGGAUGAACUAGUGCAUGAAUUUGAGGCUGGAUGGGAGCCUAAAAUGGAGGGUUAUUCAAGGAAGUUAGUGGAGUUUUGCUGCUCAAAGGCUCUCACCGACGUAUGCAGUAAAUUGGAGGAGACGUUGGUCGAUGGUUCCUUUAGCCGGAUCACGUUUGAUAUGAUGCUAGCAUGGGAAAUGCCUAGUUCGGCAGAUGAAGAGACACAUUCAGAAUGCAUGGCCAAAGAAAAAGAAGAGAGGAAAGCAACUUUUAAAGUGCCUCAAGAACAAGAUGACAUUUCAUUGUUCUACUCAGAUGUCAUGCCGCUCCUUGUUGACAACGAACCAAGUGUCCGAGAGGAUGCAUUCUUGUGGCUGGGGACACUUGUACAUUUAGUAGCUGAUAUUGUAAAUGGACGAUUUACUUUUGAGACACUGACAGCAUCUACAGAAAAUCGACUUCAUUAUCCUGCUUAUGUCAUGUUCCUGAAAGAGAUCGAAAAAUGUGUGAAGCAUUUGCAAACACAAGCGACCCCAGCAGGCAUGGAAAUGGCAGAUGAUGAGUUUAUACUACACGUGGAAGGAACUGCAAGCUCGCAGCGAGUAGUACGCCACAUUGGAGGCACAAGUUGGCCUGGUAGGCUGACACUAACAAACUAUGCACUCUACUUCGAGGCAUCUGGAGUUCUAUCCUAUAAAGAGGCUAUUAAGCUCGAUCUUUCGAAAGACUGUGAACAGAGUGUCAAGACAGCUGCCACGGGUCCAUGGGGUGCUCCUCUGUUUGACAAAGCCAUAGUUUAUGAAUCAUCUGAAUUGCAAGAAGGGGUCAUUUUUGAAUUUCCAGAAAUGACGAGCUCAACGAGACGCGACCACUGGCUUGCUCUCGUGAAGGAAAUUAUGCUACUGCAUCGGUUUUUACGGAAGUUCAAUGUGGAAUCACCAUUGGAGUCGUGGGAAAUGCACGCGAGAACAAUAUUGGGGAUCAUUAGGCUACAUGCAGCUAGAGAAAUGCUUAGGAUAUCACCUCCGGUUCCCAAGAAUUUCUUAAUUUUUGCCUUGCUCGAUGAGUUGCCGAAGGGAGAUUACGUGCUUAAAGAGCUUGCUGAGAGUUUGAAUAAAGUCGACGCUGGACAUCCGUGUAGUGCUAGCUCGAUCUUGAAGAGCCUGAAUGUCUCCCAACUGUUUGUUCCCAGUGUAGAGUUAAAAGAUAUCAAAAAAGAAAUCAAUGACAACGUAACUUCGCCAGUACAAGUCGACAAUGUUUCAUCAUUGGAGAGUGCUAUUGAUCAGUCGAGGGAGGAAGCGAAGGAAAUCCAAAUGGCUAAAGCUACGGUUGAGGAGGUGAAAGACGAAGGAAUCGGCAAUAGCGUCCUGGUUCUUAUGGGUCUGCUUAAACCUCUGAAAAAGUUAGUUCCCCAUGUUCAAGAGGCUUUUACAUGGGAAAAGCCAUUAUCCAGUACCAUUCUUGUGGUGACGACAAUGGUAGUUAUUUACAACGAGUGGGUCGGUAAGGCAAUAGCGGCUCUUUUAUUGGGAAUUGUUGGUACAAUGAUAUGGGCUAGACGGAGAAGGAUACCGGAUAAGGUCCACAGAAUAGUCGUCUACAGCGGAUCCGAUCAGACAACAAUGGAAAGCAUAGUGUCGGCUCAACAGGGGUUGAGAAGUGUCUAUGACUUGAUCCAAACGAUGAAUAUAAUUAUACUAAAGAUUUGGUCAGUAUUGGUUUCAAAAGCUCCAAAGCAUGCAGAUAUGGUAAUGAUAGCUUUGGUCUUUGCGGCGGUGAUUUUAGUCGUGGCCCCUUUUAAGUUCAUCCUCAUGGCAUUGGCGUCAUAUGGAUUUGUGGCAGCAUCAAAGAUAGGGAAAAGCAAGCAAAAUGAGAAAGGAAAUAGGAGAUUGCAAGAGUGGUGGGAUUCUAUCCCAGUUGUUCCUGUUGAUAUUGUGGACAAAAUUGAUCCCGACUCGUAAUUUUUAGAUGCCACUAUGAUCUUGGUUGCUACUUUGCUACAUUAAGUUGGUCAAUUUCAAGAGACAAGUUUGUCUAGGUUCAUCUCUGCCCGCGUUUUAAUUUAUUCGCUAGUGUUCCUUUCUAUCUCUUGACAAACUGUGUUCAAUGUGUGUCAUGGGCUUAUGGCAGGGUAAAUAAAGAUGCUUCACUACUAGAAAGGAAUAAUUUACCUAUUAUGUCAUAUAGGAGUAUAGUUAGAUGAUUGCAUGUAUACAUGUCUAAUACUUUCGUCGUUUGUAACACGAGUGUGUAUGUAUUAUUACAUAGUUUUUCUGGAAUAAGAGUUGGAUGAAGUUCAUAGAUCAACAUGAUUCAGAUAUCUUACGCAGAGCUACUUUGCAUUUUGAAAACAAGACUAUUAUUAUGUACUUAUGGUGAAAAUUAAAUGAGGAUGCUAGAAAAGCUUUUCAUUUUA
This is a messenger RNA of Lycium barbarum (goji berry), 2601 nucleotides long. RefSeq lists its product as uncharacterized. The coding region runs from base 128 to 2146 and encodes 672 amino acids. The record is from RefSeq and is a predicted model, not a curated record. The transcript has 10 exons. NCBI's taxonomy places the organism in Eukaryota, Viridiplantae, Streptophyta, Magnoliopsida, Solanales, Solanaceae.